GGCUGGUGAACAUGGGGAGUAUGUCUAAAUGUCAUUUGCAUGUUUCACUAAGAAACAUGAGCACACCUCACAGACCCUCGGUGCCUCUGGCGUUUACAGGCUUAUAAGAACGUCUCUACUAACACCUGCUGAUCCACUCGCUCUUCCACUGCGGUGAGCCCUCUUUCUCUCCUGAGACAGUGAGGCCAUUCUUACACAUCAUUUUCAUAACACUGACCUGAAGCCAAAGAGGCACCUCUGAAUCUUCUGUUAAAUCUGGAUUUAUAAUCAGAACCCAAGUGCUGCAGUCAUGCCUCCUCCCGGUGUGUGUCUGGAAAUCAUGGAGGUUCGCCACAGGCAAGACAGUCAUGGGAGUGUCACCAGCCCCAAGAACUUCUUCAACCAAGACUACCAGCACCUUAAACAGUAUUGCCUGAUCAAAGGAGUGAGGUACAUCGACGAAAUGUUCCCCCCUGACCACAGCUCCAUCGGGCAAGGGUUACUGAGCCCCUCUGACCAGGCCCGUGUGGAGUGGCUGAGACCAGCGAAAAUCUCCCCAAAUCCAGCCUUUGUACUUGAUGGGGUCUCCAGGUUUGACUUUGGUCAAGGAGUACUUGGAGACUGUUGGUUUCUUGCAUCUAUUGGAGCAUUGACAUUCCAGAUUGAUGUUCUCAAGCAAGUCGUCCCACUGGAGCAGAGAUUUGAUGACAACUACUGUGGAUUGUUUCACUUCAGGUUCUGGAGGUUUGGGAGUUGGGUGGAUGUUGUCAUUGAUGACAAGCUGCCAACACUUAAUGGCAGACUGAUCUUUGUUCAGUCCAAAGACCAAAAUGAGUUCUGGCCUGCUCUGCUGGAGAAAGCUUAUGCCAAGGUGUGCGGUUCCUACAAAGACAUGACGGCUGGAAUUCCCUCAGAGGCUAUGAUGGACUUCACCGGUGGUGUUCACAUAUGUAUCAAGCUGUCGCAACCACCUCCAGACCUCUGGGGGCUGUUGUGCAGAGCUGGCAAAGCCAACGCAUUGAUCGGCUGUGGUACACCUCAAGGUGAGACCCCCUCUAACGUAUUACCAAACGGACUGGUCCAGGGACAUGCUUACACUGUGACUGGUGUCAAAGAGAUGAUGAGCCAAGGAAAACUUUACAAACUGAUUCGCUUGUGGAACCCCUGGGGAAAAGGAGAGUGGAACGGAGACUGGAGUGAUAACUCACCUCUGUGGCAGACUGUGAGUUUUCAAGACCGCGAAAAAUGCCAUACAGUGUGUAAUAAUGGCGAGUUCUGGAUGACCCUGGAAGAUUUCUGUAAGUUCUAUGAAGAUCUUGACAUCUGUAGCCCGAGUCCAGACUUCCUUGACACAAAUUCAUGUUCCAAGUGGAAGACCGAAAUGUAUUUUGGCCGAUGGGUUGCAGGAACCACUGCUGGAGGCUGCCUGAACAACAAAGACAGUUUCUGGACCAAUCCACAGUUUAGGGUCAAGAGCUAUUCAGAGAAAGAAGGUGAGAUGCUGGUGUCGCUCAUGCAAAAGCCUGACAAGAGGAACAGACACCUGGUGCAAAACCUCCACAUCGGAUUCUCUGUGUUUGAGAUGACUGAACAAUAUAAGGCACAGGUGGGUAAGUUCCCAGCUUCCUUCUUUAACACAAACGCACCGGUCGCCCAAACUAAAACCUACCUGAACGCCAGGGAUGUCACCGAGCUUCUGACGCUGAAGCCUGGUGAAUACCUGAUCGUGCCUUCAACCUUUAAUCCAUAUGAGACGGCCUCUUUCAUCCUGACCAUCCACUCCAAGGAGGAGACCCUUUGCUACGAGAAUUCUGGAGACCACAAGUAUGAACCGGUUGAAGUGCCUCAGAAGGUCAGAAAUGCAGAACACGAUGAAAGUAAGAGGGGCGUGUUCCGUCAAUACUCUGACAAGUAUGAAGAAGUGGACGCUGAGCAGCUUCAGAAGCUUCUAAACGACAACAUCCUGAAAGGAGACUUGAAGUCUGGAGGCUUCAGUAUUGAUGCCUGCCGCAGCAUGGUUGCACUGAUGGAUUUAUCUAUCACCGGCAAACUGAACAGUCUGGAAUUCAUCCGUCUGUGGAACAAGGUUGUCACAUACAAGGACAUUUUCUUCCUCACUGAUGUUUCACGAACGGGAAUGCUGUCACUGAGUGAGCUGAGGAACGCUCUUGUAGCAGCAGGAAUGAGAGUCGGUGAUGACAUGCUCAAUCUGAUGGCGCUGCGCUAUGGCGCCUCAGCUGGACACAUGACACUGGAGAGCUUCAUCAGUCUCAUCAUUCGCUUGGACUGCAUGCAGAAGAUCUUCAAACAGAUGUCUGAUGGAAAAGCCAUGCACCUCAAAGAGUCAGAGUGGAUGUACUUUUCAAUGUACACUUAACCCAGCAAAGAAGAUGGAAGCACUUUCAUCUGGAAAUAAAGGAGAAGCAUUUUUUUUUUUUUGCUAUAUUUCAAAAUAAAUAAAAGUUUUAGUUUUUAGCAAAUAAUCCAUGACAUAUAAUGUAUGAAAAGUGCAUUUUCAUACAUUUGUCGGUAUUGUAGAUCGCAAUGAAUAUCUAAAACAAAACUAAAACAGAAGCAACUUGAUUUGCCACAAUUAGUUUUCCUGUUUAGCUUUAGAUAUACUAUGAUGUGGAUAAUUGAGAAUCUUUACAGACAUGUACGUUAAUGUGAAAAUGUAACAGAACAUCAGAUUGAUAUUAGACUUAAGAAGGAAUCUGUUUGUUUGUUUUUUUGUUGUUGUUUUUUUAAAAAUAAACACGAACAACUACUGUA
Molecule: messenger RNA, 2751 nt
Organism: Mugil cephalus (flathead mullet)
Lineage: Eukaryota; Metazoa; Chordata; Actinopteri; Mugiliformes; Mugilidae
Product: calpain-2 catalytic subunit-like
Exons: 21
Coding region: 290-2356 (688 amino acids)
Biological process (GO): proteolysis
Cellular component (GO): cytoplasm
Molecular function (GO): calcium-dependent cysteine-type endopeptidase activity
Source: RefSeq, a predicted model, not a curated record